AUGAUCGGAGAUGUAGAACGUUUAGUAUUGGAAGGUAAAAUACAUGGAUUAAUGAUGUACAGUUUAAAAAAGGAUUGUUUUAUUGCAGGAGCUGAUGUAAAUAUGAUUUAUACAAUAACUGAUAGAGAAAAAGCAAAAACUCUCUCAAGAACAGGACAAUACCUCACGAGAAGGAUUGAAUAUUUACCAAUUGUUGUUUUGGCUGCAAUUCAUGGAGUUUGUUUGGGAGGAGGAUUUGAAUUGUGUUUGGCAGCAUCCCAUAGAGUUUGUUCUAAUUAUUCAAAAACUUAUUGUGGACUUCCUGAAACGAAAUUGGGGAUUUUGACAGGUUCAGGUGGGUGUGUCAGAUUGCCACGAUUGAUUGGAUUGGAUAAUUCGAUUCAAAUGAUUUUACAAGGAAGUUCCAUUGGAGCUAAGAGUGCAUUGGAAUGUGGAAUUGUUGAUCAGGUGUUUCCUUACGAAGUUGAACAGAAUAAUGAUGAAUACAUAUCAAAAACCAAACCUCAAGCACAAGAUGUGGAAUUCUUUCAAAGAUCUUUCGAAUAUAUCAAGGAUUUAUCUGUACAGACACUUCCUGAAAGGGAGGAAUUAAUUGCUGAAGCAAUGAAGGAUAUAUUACAAGUUGCUUCCUCACGAUUAUUCAAUAGGGAGCCAUCUUUCCAAUUACAAAAGUACAAGAGAAGGAAAAUAUCUAUCAGAGAAUAUCUGAAAGACAAUCCAAUUGGAAGAUUAUUUAUCGAGUUUAUUGCUUCAAAUAAUAUCAAGAAACAAACAAGAGGAAGACCAUUCCAUUCGCCACACAAAAUAUUGGAAACAAUAAUUAGUGGAUAUACCAUGACAAUAGAUCAAGCCCUGGAGAUUGAGGCAUCUAAUUUUGCAGAGCUUGUCAUUGAUCCAGUUUCUAAAAAUUUGAUUUCCCUCUUUAACAUGUUGGAAGCUGCUAAAAAGGCCGAAAAUUAUUGUGAUCCUCAAUAUUGUCAUUUGAAGAUCAAGCAAGUAAUCAACAGGAUUGCUGUUUGUGGAGCUGGUCAAAUGGGAUGUGGAAUUACUCAACUCUGUCUAUCAAAAGGUUACAACGUCUAUCUAAAAGAGGUGGAAUAUCACUACUUGGAAAAUGGAUUGAAACGUAUCAAGAAUGAGCUCUACUCUAAACAAAUUCGUUCUGGAAAGGUAACAGAAAAUCAACGAGAUGAAGUCAUUUCCAAAUAUUUAGAAACUGGCUUGAAAUAUGACCCAAUAGAAAAUUGCCAAAUGGUUAUUGAAGCAGCCCUUGAAAGAAUUGACAUUAAGAAGGAAGUUCUCGAGAGAGCACAAGCAUUCAACAAGGAAAUAAUUUUUGCCACCAAUACCUCCUCAAUUCCAUUAACAUCCAUCGCAGAGGAGAGUAACAUGAAGCAAAAUGUGAUUGGGUUGCACUUUUUCAAUCCAGCCAAUGAGAUGCCACUUGUGGAAAUUAUUGCUACGAGAUAUACUUCACAGGAGGUAUUAGCGAAAGCUUACCAAUUUGCUCUAGAUUUGGGGAAAAUUCCAAUUGUUGUGAAUGAUAGUCCAGGAUUUUUAACAACCAGAUUAUUUGUGGUGUAUUGCAUUGAGGCAACAAGUAUUGUAUUGGAUGGUGUUCCAUUUGAGGAAAUUGAUCAACGAUUACAAGAAUUUGGAUUUUCAACAGGUGUAUUGUCUAUGCUAGAUCACAAUGGUCUCGAUGUUGCCAUUCACGUCAUGCCAAUCCUAGCCCAAAAUUUGGCACUCAGAUUUGACCACUACGAAGCCCUUAAAGAACUAGUUAAAGGUGGCAAUACAGGUGUGAAAAAUAGAAAGGGUUUCUACUUGUACGAUGAAUAUGGAAGACAAACUGGAAUCAAUCCGGAAGCUCUCAAAAUUAUUUCUCGCUAUCAAGCCAAGAGAGAAAGAAAAGUAACACUGGCAACACUCUACGAUGAUAUUGUUGAUCGAUGCAUUCUCGUCUUGGUCAAUGAGGCAAGUAAAUGCAUUGAGGAAGGAAUUAUUGCACUACCUGAAGCUGUGGAUAUUUCAAUGAUUAUGGGAUUUGGAUUUCCAUCAUUCCUUGGAGGUUUACUUUCAUUUGCUGAUUCGUUGGGAAUUGCAAAUAUUGUAAAAAGAUUGGAAGAGCUCUCUAUUAGAUAUGAUUCUGUCAAAAUGCCAUCAAAACUGUUGGUUGAUAUGGCAAAAUCUAAUCAUCACUUCUUCCCUGAACGAGUUGUUUUGCAUUCAAUUAUUGCCAAACAACAAAAUCAACAACAUGCAAGUAAAUUGUAA
Naegleria gruberi is the source of this 2277-nucleotide messenger RNA. RefSeq names its product multifunctional enzyme required for beta-oxidation. NCBI's taxonomy places the organism in Eukaryota, Heterolobosea, Eutetramitea, Acrasida, Naegleriidae. Gene Ontology annotation, molecular function: enoyl-CoA hydratase activity; NAD+ binding; long-chain (3S)-3-hydroxyacyl-CoA dehydrogenase (NAD+) activity. The coding region runs from base 1 to 2277 and encodes 758 amino acids. The record is from RefSeq and is a predicted model, not a curated record. The transcript has a single exon. Gene Ontology annotation, biological process: fatty acid beta-oxidation.